Molecule: messenger RNA, 492 nt
Organism: Cervus elaphus (red deer)
Lineage: Eukaryota; Metazoa; Chordata; Mammalia; Artiodactyla; Cervidae
Product: 60S ribosomal protein L22-like 1
Exons: 3
Coding region: 1-492 (163 amino acids)
Biological process (GO): cytoplasmic translation
Cellular component (GO): ribosome
Molecular function (GO): RNA binding; structural constituent of ribosome
Source: RefSeq, a predicted model, not a curated record
AUGCGGAGGCUUGUCACUUUCAAGAGGCUCAGCCUGGGCUUUAGGUGUCUCCAUGUGCUGGCAAAACCUGGCCUUCAAGACGGCACCAAAGACGAGAAGCUUAAGAAGUCAACCUGGAAGCUCAGUGUGGAGCUUACUCAUCCAGCAGAAGAUGGAAGUUUUGAUUCUGGAAAUUCUGAACAGUUUCUACAGGAGAAAGUUACAAUGAAUGGAAAGACUGGAAACCCUGGCAAGGCUGUCCACACUGAAUACUUCAAGAGUAAAAUCACUGCUCUUUCUGAUAAACAGUUCUCUAAAAGGCAUUUGACAUACCUCACCAAGAAAUUCCAUGAAAAGAACAAUCUUUGUGAUUGGCUUGGUGUGGCUGCAUCUGACAAGAAGACGUCCAAACUUCAUUACUUACAGAUUAAUCAAGAUAAAGAUGGAUCUGACUCUGAGGACUCGAUGAAGCCAUCCCAUAUAGGGAUGCUAAUGGGAUGCUUUAUUUGCUAA